Messenger RNA from Cotesia congregata, 515 nucleotides. NCBI's taxonomy places the organism in Eukaryota, Metazoa, Arthropoda, Insecta, Hymenoptera, Braconidae. The record is from the annotation of a GenBank genome assembly.
CACGAGACAAGCACUUGUUGUUCAACUCACACCAUCCGCAAGACGAAUCGGUCAAACAGUGAAGACAAUUGCUGUACUGACUGCAAGUUCCGUUCUGAUACGGUUCAAGCGCUGUCAUCCCAAAAGUACUGCGGAAGUCUGAGGAACCCGGUAAGCCGGGCAAUCAUCUCUCCACCUAGGCCAGACUCUGUUUUAGCGCCUUGCAUAGAUGGAACAUUGAAAUCAAUAGUCGUAGCAUUGACAAUGGUAACUGAAUCCGGUUGGGUGAAGUUUACAGGAGUGCCUUUUGGUCCCCACCAGCCUGGAAUCUGGGACAAAGUGUCAUCACGCAGACCACACACGCCAUAAUUAUCGUCUUUGUGAUGACAACGGGCAUUUUGAACACACCAAGUACACGUUCCAAGGUUUAACUUGUUUGAAAUAGAAAUUUUUCCCCGAGAAUUGGUUCCCCAGUUGCCGGUUCCGCUGCUGGGCUGUCCGUGAAUCAAACAAGAGUGACAAUCACCCAAAGCAGG